AUGGACAUUUCCAAGUUGAACGAUGUGAAGAGAGCAGAUUUAUGCAAAAAGUAAGUCAUUUUCAGUCAUCUCUCAAAGUUUCAGCCCGUUUUUCCAGAUACUUUUUGAUUGGCGCUUGUUUCUUGCCACUCGUCUGGAUUGUCAACGUAUUUUGGUUUUUCUCCGAUGCCUUCUGCAAGCCAAUCAACAAUCAUCGGCGCCAAAUUCGAAAAUACGUGAUCGGCAGUUUUAUCGGCUCUUUAUUUUGGGUUGUUCUGCUCAGCGCGUGGGAAACGUUCUUCCAAGUAAGCCGGAAAAAAGAAGCUGUGCAAAAAUCGAUACUUUUCAGUACUACCGUCGACAAGGACUCGUUUGGACCGAUUAUCUAACAUUUGUAUUCCCGAACGGAAGAGUAUAA
This is a messenger RNA of Caenorhabditis sp. 36 PRJEB53466, 397 nucleotides long. The record is from the annotation of a GenBank genome assembly. NCBI's taxonomy places the organism in Eukaryota, Metazoa, Nematoda, Chromadorea, Rhabditida, Rhabditidae.